CUUUUAUCCAGCUUACCGCUUGCUUGCUUCCUUCCCGUCCCGUCUACGGUCGACCUAUCUUCCUCUGGAUUGGGGGUUGCUCUUGUCUGUCUACUCUGCGAGAGAGAGAGAGAGAGAGAGAGAGAGAUAGAUGCUACGAUCCGGGACGAAACCCGAGGAUCUCGACUUUGAGAUCCAUGUUGAUCAGUCUUGCUUGACGACACCCGCGCACGAAGCUGCCGAGCCCGAACUCAUGGACGACGAGGUCCCCGCUGCUGCUGCUGCCAAGGCCGAGGAGGUGAAGACGGUGGGGGAUAUACAUGAUGUCGAGGACGAGACUCCUGCGGUUGUGGUUGAGGAGUCAAAGACUGAGGUGGAUGAUGUGAAGGAACACGAUAAGGAGGAAGACUCGACGACGGCCGAGGCGGCUGCUGCCGAGGCUGAUGAUGAGGAUACUCCAGAGAAGGAAGCCGAGACAACAGUCGAGGAGGCUGAGGAGAUUAAGCCUGCGGAAGAAGCUGCUUCUGAAGAGCCCGAGGCCAAGGUUGAAGAGACAGAACCUGCCUCGGAAGACGCACAUACCACUGAAGAGGAUAAGCCGGAAGCAACAACGGCAGAAGAACCCGGCACAACACCAGCAGAUUCGUCUGCGAAUACCGAUACCAAAGAAAUACCUGAGGAGGAGCCUUCAAAGCUGGAGGUCGAAUCUGAAGAGGCUACCUCGGAGGAUACCCCCGGAUCAGCGGCUGUGGACGAGACUAAGCUAGAAGAGUCGGCGCCUGAACCAGAGCUUGAGGCCGAACCCGAAGCUGUUGUUGAGGCUGAGGAACCUGCGGAAGAAACAACGCCUCCGACGGAACCUGAGCUUCAGAUUGAGGAGGACAAAGAAGAUGCUUCUCUGCCGGAGCCCGAGCCAGAAGCUGAGCCAGAGGCUGAUGCAGAGUCCGAACCCGAAGUAGAAGUCGAAGUCGAGGCUGAGGCCGAGAAAGAACCUACACCCGCCACAGAACCUGAACCUGAAGUCGAAGAAGUCGAAAGGGGGAGGUCACUCGGCCCCACGGCCGAAAUCACAACGAGCCAACUGACAGAGCAAGUCGCAGACUCACUCAACAUGGCCCAGACAGACUCCGAUGAGACCCCAACGCCAGCUCCUGCCGUUGAAGACGCCGGUGAGGAUCAUGAUGAGCCUGCCGCCGUUCAGGAAGCCAGCCGCUCUUCAUCCUCUCUCCGCCGCGCUUCCGGCCGCACCGAAGCUCUCAUUCAAGCUGCCGCCAAGGAGGUUCUCGAGCGACUCGAGGCUCAGACCAUGGAGACCAUGAGAAACAGAUCACACUCUCGCCAUGAUUCCACGGGAUCUACGAACAACGGCACAGAGCUACACUACGAUGUUAGCACGCGCCGUGAAUCCUACAACACCGACUCCCGCGCCAGCCGCCGCCGCGAGUCUUACAAUACGGAAUCUCGGGCAAGUCGUCGGGAAUCCUACAACACUCAAUCACGAACCAGCCGUCGAGAAAGCGACGCACACCGUCGACCUACCCAUACCGAGGACGGCGGCGACAGCUCCUCCCAGCACGGCGACUCAGACGUCUUCAGCGACCGCAGCCCGCGCAGCUCACUCGGUUCCUUUGACGGCAACGUCGAUCAUCACAAGGACACAAGCAACCGCUCCUCCAAGAGAUUCUCCCGCAUGUCCGACGACGUCUCCGUGUCCGAGAUGUCCUACUACGACAAGGAAGACUUCGUCCCGACCAUCCGCGGCGCGCCCCGGAUGCCCUUCCGCUCCCCCUCCGACGUCCGGGCUCUGCAAUACUCAUCUCCCGCGCCCUCCGUGACCGGCUCCUACUCGCCGCGAUCGAGCAAACGCUCCCAGGUGCCGACCAUCUCCCGCCUCGGCAGCCCCAACGUGUCCGCCCAAUACUCCCCCAAGGGGCGCAAGACACCCACCCGCUUCAACCCUAAAAAGGAGCCCGCUCCGCUCGUUCUCCUGCACGUCACGCUCCUCCCGCUCCGCUGGCAGUGGGCCGAGAUCCUGGAACAGACGUCCUCCGAGACCCUCUCCCCGGAAGCAAAGACGCUCCGCGAAGCCUGGCACCACCUCCAUGACCGCGUGGCAGAUACCGUCUGCGAGCGCGGUAUCCUCCUCUCCCACCCUCAAGACGACUACGAGAUCCUCGAAGAGCGCUUGCUGGAAGCCCUCGACCUCCCUCUUCGCCGGAGGGCCCGCGUUCUCGAGUGCGGGCAUUACAUUGGCCCGUCCAACGAGAUGACGCUCGGCGAGGACAUGGACAGCGACGAGGACGAGUACGAGGAAGAAUCCAGGCGCAAGAGCGCGCUUGUAAAGACUCACUGGUGUCAGACGUGCCGUCACGAGAUCCGCUACGAGUCCCUCGGUCCCGGCAAGAUCUUCCGCAUCAAGGUGUACGCUAGCAACGGCCUUAUGAGGACCGGCGCCUGGGCUGCGUGCUGGAAGGAGAUGGAGCGUGUCGAUGUUGAGAUUGAACCCAUUGUCGAGUCGGCUGUGCUGGAUGAGCUGGAGCGUCUCGUUAUCGCGCAGUCGCAGCAGUUGUCGCUGGUGAAGCACGAUCCUACCAUCCUCGAGUCAACUGAGGGGCGAGAUAUGCCCGAGGAGCGCGGUAUGUCGGACUUUGACCGCGAUUUGCCUGAUCUGGAGGAACCUCUGCACGAAGAGUCGCAUAUCGAGGAGACCAACCUCCUAGAGCCGAAUUACAUCGAAAGCGAGGCCCACGUCCCAAUCUCAUCACCUCCCCCCGCGGAAGAAGAAAUCCGGCCCCCAUCCCCAGAGCCGAUGCCCCGCUACGACCCAAGCGAGGAACGCCGUCUCCGCGACGAGGCGCGCAUGCGAGAGAUCUACGGACACCCUCCGGCGCCUGAACCAGAGCACCACGAGCCGGCCUCCGAAUCUCGACCCGCGUCAUCACACCACGACGCGUACUCGGCUCGGUUCCCUCCUCCCCCACAACAGCAACAGCAACCCGAAGCGGAACCUCAACAACCUCAGUACCAUCAAGAGCAACAACACCACCAACAUCACCAGUCUCCGCCCCCGCCAGAGGAAGCCUACGCCCAGCACCACCAGCGCCAACAACCCUUCCAGAACGCGGGGCUCGGGGAGUUACUUCUUGAGGCUGCGCGGGUGUUUAUGCAGGAUAAGAAGAAGCUCGCUAUUGUGGUUAUGAGUUUGCUUGUGCUGUUCAUGGCGAUUAGGCCUGCGCCCAGGGAGGUGAAGGAUUGGGAUGGGCAGUUUGUCGAUCAUGCUGCGCCUGUGGUAGCUGAGGUUCCUGCUUCGCAGGCGCCGUUGAUGGAGAGUAUCGAGGCUGUUGUGGAGUCUGUGACGGCGUCUGAGGUCCUGGUGGAGGUUGUUGUUCAGCCUACGCCGGAGCUUGAUGCGCCUGAGGUUGAUGCACCUGAGCCAACAGGGGAGGUUUUCCUGUCUGAGUCCGAGUCUGAGUCUGAGUCUGAUGCGAGCGUUGAGGAUGUUGAGAGUACGUCUACUUCAGCCACUGAGCAGACUUCUGCUGUGGAGCAAGAGACUUCUGUGACUGCCUCGCCUUCUUCUUCUUCCGAAGAAGUCAGGGCUCCUUCGCCUACUCCGGUUCAUGAGACGAUUACUACCAGAGAGUUGGUGCGUAUCAUUGAGACUGUGACGGAGACGGUCAAGGCUGUUGUUACUGAGACGGAGGUCGUUAGGGUUCAGCCUACUGCGAGCGUCGCAGCUGAGGAGGGCUCCGUUGAAGACGAUGUUGCUGAAACCCUCGCUGCGGAGGACGCAUCCGAGACCGAAGAACCAUCGGCCUUUGAGACUGUGUCACCAGUCGAAGAGUCUGUAGACGAAGCUGAGUCCGACAUGAAGGAGCCAGCCACUGAGACAGCAUUGCCCGUCGUAGAGGACGUGGAGCACGACAUCGUUGAUGAACAAGCACAUGUCGAUGUGAAUGAAGAGACUGAGCUGGAGCACAUGGAGGUUAUGGAUGAGAAUGAACGGGACGAGCUGUGAAAGAGAUGAACGGGCUAGGAUGUUUAAGAAGAGUCAAAGAGGAAAUGUGAAACGAAGCGGCUAGGAAGGAAGGAGAAGAAGGAAUGAAGUAAAGUGUUACGAUAUCACACCCACGUACUGUUUACGCAACGCACAUGCAUUGAAUGAUUC
Molecule: messenger RNA, 4147 nt
Organism: Colletotrichum phormii
Lineage: Eukaryota; Fungi; Ascomycota; Sordariomycetes; Glomerellales; Glomerellaceae
Exons: 2
Coding region: 131-3997 (1288 amino acids)
Source: RefSeq, a predicted model, not a curated record